AUGGCAUCUACCGUGUCAGCGUUUUUAAGCGGCUUGCACCGCAAUUGGACAAUGCUCAAUCCACCCGCACCGCCCAAGGAGCAAAAUGCGCUGAAGUUUGGAAUACUAGGCGCUGCCAACAUUGCGCCCAUGGCUUUCAUUUCGCCUGCUCAGAGUCAUCCUGGGGUCAUCAUCUAUGCCGUCGCUGCACGCGACAAGACACGAGCUACUGCUUUUGCCAAGAAGCACAGUAUUCCAGUGGUCAAGGAUAGCUACGAUGACCUCCUCAACGAUCCAGAGAUUGAUGCAAUCUACAAUCCACUGCCAUGCGGGCUUCACUUCGAGUGGACUGUGAAAGCGCUCGCAAAGGGCAAACACGUCUUGCUCGAAAAGCCGUCCACCAGCAAUGUCCAGGAGGCCGAGACCCUGUUUCGCCAUCCUCUCCUCUCUCAGUCUGCCAAACCACCCGUGCUCAUGGAGGCAUUUCACUCUCGCUUUACCGCGGCAUUUCACUUGUUCCUGACAACCCUAGACCAGCCCAAUAUUUCUGAGGCAUUCGCAGUUUCUCCAAUCCCGAAAUUUAUAGCUGCAGAUGAUAAUAUCCGCUACGACUACAGCAUCGCCGGCGGAUCCAUCCUAGAUUUGGGCACAUACCCAGUGUCUGCCCUUCGUGAAGCAUUUGGUGCAGAACCCACCGAGUGCACCGAGGCCAACUUGGUGCCCAUGGCAGCACCCCGCGAGCGGUGCGAUCACUCAUUCGAUGCCACCUUCAAAUUUCCCAAUGGCGGCAUUGGUAAGAUUCACGGGUCUUUGCGGACCCCUGUGACGGAACUCGGCUUUUCAAACAUCACGGUGAAACACAGACCUGUCCCAGCGCCAGAAGAGGAGGAUGCAAAGAAAGAAGGCACGCAGGUGACCAGGACGCGGACAGUCAUCUUUUACAACUUUAUGCUCUCGAAUCACUACCAUCGUAUCGACGUGACAGACGAAUUCGAGGUCACGCGGGACUCUUCCGUGGUGAAGAGAUACACGCGAAAGGAUUUCAAAAAGGCCUACACCUUCGAGGAGAUGGGCAAGGACGCCAACAGCAAUCCAUACUGGUCUACUUAUCGAUUUAUGUUGGAGCAGUUUGUCAACAGAAUCCAUGGCAUCGAGGGUUCGGGCAAGUUCAUUUCCCAUGAGGAUAGCAUUUCCCAGGCGCGCGCGUUGGACAUGAUCUACACCAAGUCUGGUUUGGGGCCUAGGCCGAACAGCAAGUACUGGACGGAGAAUCAUUGA
Pestalotiopsis fici W106-1 is the source of this 1257-nucleotide messenger RNA. RefSeq lists its product as uncharacterized. Lineage: Eukaryota; Fungi; Ascomycota; Sordariomycetes; Amphisphaeriales; Sporocadaceae. The coding region runs from base 1 to 1257 and encodes 418 amino acids. The record is from RefSeq and is a predicted model, not a curated record. The transcript is spliced from 3 exons. Gene Ontology annotation, molecular function: nucleotide binding.